Exophiala bonariae is the source of this 1161-nucleotide messenger RNA. RefSeq lists its product as uncharacterized. The record is from RefSeq and is a predicted model, not a curated record. Gene Ontology annotation, molecular function: 2-oxoglutarate-dependent dioxygenase activity. The transcript is spliced from 2 exons. Lineage: Eukaryota; Fungi; Ascomycota; Eurotiomycetes; Chaetothyriales; Herpotrichiellaceae. The coding region runs from base 1 to 1161 and encodes 386 amino acids.
AUGUCGUUCUCCAGCAUUCCCAUUCUGGAUCUUUCACUUGCCCGUGAUGCCAAAACCAAACCACAGCUCUUGCUCGAUUUACGGCAUGCCCUUCUGGAGGUUGGAUUUCUUUACAUCAAAAACACCGGCAUACCCCAGGAACUCAUCGACGAGGUCAUUCAUCUCGGUAAGGCCUUCUUCUCCUUGCCGGAGGAGAAGAAGCUCGAGAUUGAGAUGAAAAAUGCCCCAUCUUUCCUCGGCUACAACAAACUCGGAAUGGAGAUCACCCGAUUCAAAAUAGAUUGGCGCGAACAAAUUGACCUCUCGACCAGCCAUCCAAUCCCCGGUCCAAAUGAUCCGCUUUACAGAAAUCUUCUGGCUCCGAAUCAAUGGCCGGACGAAAAUGCUCUUCCUCGCUUUCGUGCGGCUUAUGAGGAUUAUAUGAAGCGCAUGGGAGACAUGAGCAUGGAGUUUACCAGCCUUUGUGCUGAAGCCAUCGGCCUACCCAAGGACGCAUUCGCCCAAUUUUUCGACGAGGCUCAGCAGCAUAAGUUGAAGAUUGUGAAGUACCCGGACCUGGAAGAGCUUGGCGUCGAGGGCGAGGCGCAAGGCGUUGGUCCUCACAAGGAUAGUAUGCUGACGAGUUAUCUUCUGCAAGCCAGUCAUCACCGAGGUUUGCAAGUGCAGAAUGGAGAUGGUGACUGGAUCGAUUGCCCGCCCAUCGACGGUACCUUGGUGGUUGCCAUUGGGCAAGGAAUGGAAGCUUUGACCCAGGGUGUUUGCCAGUCUACGACACAUCGAGUGCAAAGUCCCCCACGGGGAACAGGCGCAAGGUAUAGUAUACCUUUCUUCCAGGGUGUUAGCUACGAUGCCACUUUCGAAAGUAUGGAUGUGCCUGAAUCGGUGAAGAAGCUCCGCGCAGAUGUCCUCGAAAAGCGAGGUGGUCAGCGACUUGAUGAUAUUGAGUUCACUUUCAUCAAAGGCAUGUGGUCACGCCUUGGAGAAGCAACUCUGAUGAACCGGAUAAAGAGUCAUCCUGAUGUUGGAGAGCGCUGGUACCCUGAUCUGCUGAAGCAAAUUCAUGAAAGGGAGGCAGACGAAGCAGCGAGGUUCGCUGCAAAGGAGGCCGCUGAGAAAUCCAAUGCAGUCCAGUCUCAGCUGCCGUCGAUCUCUGCGCAUUGA